This is a messenger RNA of Phragmites australis (common reed), 2430 nucleotides long. RefSeq names its product glucosidase 2 subunit beta-like. Gene Ontology annotation, biological process: N-glycan processing. Gene Ontology annotation, cellular component: glucosidase II complex. The transcript is spliced from 16 exons. The record is from RefSeq and is a predicted model, not a curated record. Bases 159 to 2003 code for a protein of 614 amino acids. Lineage: Eukaryota; Viridiplantae; Streptophyta; Magnoliopsida; Poales; Poaceae.
GGUACUGUACGCAGUACACCUCUCAACUCGGGCACUGGUCCUACUCGUUCCCGUUUCGCUGGCAGGCGGAGGCGGAGGCGUUGCCUGAACAAGAACCCGCGCGCGAGCCACCGCCGAUCCGCUGCUCCUCCUGACCUUCCUCCGUGCUCCGCGUAGCCAUGAGGUUCCUCCUCCUCUUCCUCCUCGCCGCCCUUCUCCUCUGGACCGCCGCGGCGUCCAAGCCGCCCCUUGACACCCUCGGCAUCCCCCCGCAAGAUGAGGCGUACUACAGGGGCGGCGUGAUCAAGUGCAGGGACGGAUCCAGCAAGUUCACCAGGGACCAGCUCAACGACGACUUCUGCGACUGCCCCGACGGCACCGACGAGCCCGGGACAUCGGCGUGUCCGGAGGGGAAAUUCUACUGCAAGAAUGUAGGCCAUGCUCCAAUCACGAUCUUCUCGUCUCGAGUGAAUGACGAUAUUUGUGAUUGCUGUGAUGGGAGCGACGAAUAUGAUAGCAACGUCACCUGUAAGAAUACUUGCUGGGAGGCUGGCAAGGCGGCAAGGGAGAAAUUGAAGAAAAAAGUGGCUACGUACAAAAGUGGUGUCGUUAUUCGGAAACAGGAAGUUGAAAGGGCAAAAGAGGCAUUUGCUAAAGACAAAGCAGAAUUAUCAAAAUUGAAGGGUGAAGAGAAAUUACUCCGAGGGCUUGUUGACAAGCUCAAAGAGCAAAAGACAUUAAUAGAGAAGGCUGAGGAAGAAGAGCGCUUAAGAAAAGAGAAGGAAGAAAAGAGAAUAAAAGAAGAAGCUGAGAAGCAAGCUGCUGAAGAAAAGAAAGCACCGGAUGCCUCUCAGGAAGUAGAUUAUAAGGAAACCGAUGGGCAUGUGCAAGAAGAUGAAACCAAGGUAGCUGAACAACAUGGUGGACAUGCCACAGAGCAUGAUAAUCAUGCACCAGAAAGUGGGACAUCUGUUGAACAGCAUGAUUUUGAAAGCCAAGAUGACUAUAGCAUUAAAGCUGGAACGGUAUAUGAAUCGCCGAAGGAGUCUGCAGCAGCAGCACCUACCAAAGAGCAGGAUCCUAGUUCUGACAAUCCUGAGGGUUUAUCAAGGGAGGAGCUAGGUCGUCUGGUAGCUUCUCGUUGGACUGGAGAAAAUGUAAAUGAGGUUAGUAAAGACGAUAAGAAGGGACAUGAAGAUGAACAUGAAAUAUCGGAACCUGCGGAAGAAGCACUUGAAGAUGAAUUAGAAAUACCAGAACCUGCUGAAGAAAAUUAUGGUGGUUAUCACUCAGAAGUUGAGGAUGACAGGCAUAAAUUUGUUGAUGAAGAGUUUGAUAAUGAAUCAGAAGAUGAAUAUGUUGAUGAUCAUGACGAACAUGUCGAGUCGUAUAAAUCCGAUGACGAUAAGAAAGGUGAUCAACAUUCAGAUUUAACUGCAUCGGGACAAUCAUCGUGGCUGGAUAAGAUUCAGCAAACCGUACAAAAUGUUUUCCAAAGAUUCAACUUCUUCAAGACCCCUGUGGAUUUGUCUGAGGCUUCUCGUGUUCGUAAGGAGUAUGAUGAUGCCAGCUCAAAGCUUUCAAAAAUUCAGUCUAAGAUUUCCACGCUAACCGAGAAGCUAAAACACGAUUUUGGUAACGAGAAGGAGUUCUAUUACUUUUACGACCAUUGCUUUGAGAGCAAGGAGGGCAAGUAUCUUUACAAGGUCUGUCCAUACAAGAAAGCUUCACAAUCUGAAGGGCACAGUUCCACUAACCUGGGGCGCUGGGACAAAUUUGAAGAAUCCUACAGAGUAAUGCAAUUUUCAAACGGCGACAAAUGCUGGAAUGGUCCUGACCGAAGCCUUAAGAUUAGGCUUAGAUGUGGGUUGAGUAAUGAGCUUAAUGAUGUCGAUGAGCCUAGCAGAUGCGAGUAUGCUGCUGUAUUGUCAACUCCCGCACUUUGCGUUGAAGAGAAGCUAAAGGAGCUGCAGCAGAAACUCGAUGCCAUGUCGUCAAACCAGUCCGGGCAUGAUGAGCUCUAAACUAUUCUGGUGAUGCAAGGAACAAUAAAAUGUCACCAGGAAGCAUAACUCUCACAGUUACGUUCAUAACCAUAAGAGAGGUUAAUGAGGUAUAUGAACAGAAAAGGGACCGAGCUGGAGAUCUUGGAAUGUAGCGUUCAGAUCGCCACCGAGGCAAUGUUAGCUUGGCUCUAUUUUUUUAGCUGAAUGUUAGGACGUUGCAAUUUUUCGCCUCAUCCUGAUUUGUUGGUAGAGGCAACUGCAACUGAGCUCUUCUUUUUUAUUUUACGAUCUGUUCUAUUUAUUUAGGUAAAUAAGCUAGACUGUUGUAUCUCCAGCUUCACGGCCAAUCAGACAUGCAUAAUGUCUUAAGAUCAUGGUGCUUGUAAUACAUUCGAUGAAAACAGUGAGAAAUAGUACAUCCAGAACCAGCAUAACUUUAAAGCUA